This is a messenger RNA of Stereum hirsutum FP-91666 SS1, 928 nucleotides long. RefSeq lists its product as uncharacterized. Bases 4 to 600 code for a protein of 198 amino acids. Lineage: Eukaryota; Fungi; Basidiomycota; Agaricomycetes; Russulales; Stereaceae. The record is from RefSeq and is a predicted model, not a curated record. The transcript has 3 exons.
CUCAUGACAGAACCAGGACGUAUGCCAGCCCACAAACGACGCCGCCUCGCGUCGGACGCCAACCCAGCCCAACACAUCGAUCCCGACGCGUCGAACGCGACGUCUGAAGGUCAAAUCCCCAACUUCAGAUUGUUGAAGGCGGUCGCCUGCUCGUCGUGCCACCGUGCUCUGACAGGCCCGAAGUCGGCCCACGCCGUCAUCUGCGCCAGGUGCAAUGCGCCGACCUGCCCCAUAUGUUCGCGCACCUGCUCGGCAGCGCCACCUUCUCAACCCCCUACCCCUCUCCUGACAUAUUCACCGACACCACCUGCUACACCCGCGCCUUCUCCACGUCGGAUGGCGCUCAGUCUGAGUAACAAUAAUGUGGGGUCAGUCACGCCUCGCAGGAGGAAGGUUCGCGACGAGGACGGUCCUAGCGUCGUGCAAGACGCGUUUGGUUAUGGGAAUAAGGUGCAGAACGAGCAGUACGAUGGGGAGAUGGACGGGUGGACUCCGGGAUGCGGGAGGGUUGUGUGCAAGAAUUGUUGUUUGGAGUCUCCAAUCAGUGAGACGAAUACGUGCUAUGACUGCUACGGCAAGCCAUACAAACCCUCUGCAUAACCGAAUUCACUGCUUCGGUCUUGCUGCUCAUCCACGAGUUAGCGGACUCCACGCCACUCAACCUAUCGUCUUAUUCCUUUUCUUUUUCCGGUUCUUCUGCUUCCAUGUCCGUUGUAUGCUGUCCCAUCAUGCUUUAUGUCUUUGUGCACCAAUCAUCCCUCCAUCCUCUCCAUUGUUAUAUCAGUUUUUUUUUAUCUAGCCUGUGUGCGCUUCUGUACUUAUGUUGGUUCACCGCUCAUGAACUUGUCCAGCGUUGCUUUGCUCGCCACGUACGUACAUGCAUCUAGGCUUCAUUCAUCCUUCUUCUGCCGGAAAACAUACUAUACUU